AAUGUCGUUGGUCCUUCCUUCAUCAUUGCGUCACGGCCGCCGAGUUCCAGCAGGUGCGACGGAGUACGGAGAAAGAACGCUUGUCGGAGUAGGACGACCUGCUGCAUUGGGAAGCAACGUACUAUGUACACGGAGGCAGGCUCAGACAGGCUCAGACAUGCUCAGACAAGCUCUACAGUGGUGGUUGUCCUGUCUUGUGCCUGUCUCGCUCAGGUUUUGGGGACCGUCUUUUUGACGAUCCACGUCAGAAGAGGGAAUAGGGAAGAGGGAAAAUGGGCAAGCGUGUCCGGUACUGGAAACUCAAAGUGGUUGAUGUAAUACGAAGCAAUCGGAGGGUUUCACCGGUCCCGAUUGCUAGUGAUGAGCGGAAAACUAGCGGGGGUAGAAGAAGGGAAGCACCACGACAACAUGUAGAGUCCUUCAAGAAAAGAAGGGAUCAUCUGUCCCCUCCUCCGGCGGCAUCGCGCUAGAUAAUAGUGAUCGAUGAUAUAUUUACGGCACCAUUAAGGAAUAUUGUGCCGUUGUUGCAGAAGGAGGGGAGGACAUGCGAGAGGGGGAAGCUAAUCUAUCUGGCAUUUGGGACAGACAGGCCAAUGCAUGUUUCCAAUGC
Molecule: messenger RNA, 610 nt
Organism: Aspergillus sclerotioniger CBS 115572
Lineage: Eukaryota; Fungi; Ascomycota; Eurotiomycetes; Eurotiales; Aspergillaceae
Exons: 1
Coding region: 273-470 (65 amino acids)
Source: RefSeq, a predicted model, not a curated record